CCACCAAAUUUACCGGAUCCGGAAACACAUAGCACACGCAGGUGCAAAAAAAUAUAGAGAAAAUGCAAGUGAUCGCCUUUUCUCAACGAUGUGGACCGUCCUGAAAUCUAUGGCGCAAAAUCUAGCCACGGAAGUGCAAAAGGGAAGGGUCUGCUAGAUCCCGACUUGUUCACCAAAGUCCUUCGUACAGUUGCAGCGGUUUAGCACUUGCGAAGAGGAAGUUCUCCCGUUGCAAACUAAGCCCUGCCAUUCUUCAGUGGCACGUUCAUGCGGCGACAGUGUCCAAAUGAAUCUCGGCCCGUUCACGAUAAGUUUUCAUUGAGUGAAAUUAAAAUUUCUGCGUUAUUCGGCGGAGCGGUCGAGCGUACGCAAUUUUUCGCUAACCAAUUACAACUCACUGCGUAGAAUUCAUCACGAUCAGUGCUGUAACCCGUUGGACACUGGUAAAUAGCCACAUUUCUGUCAGACUCCACUGUAAACAAAACUUCCUGCACGUGCGAAGUGACAGUUGUGAAAUGGCUGUACAUAACCGUUGUUGGUUGCUGGCUUGUUCUACGACGGCGUCCAGCCACGAGGCACCCUAACAAGGGCUUUCAGCGAGGGUUCGACGAAUUUGAAAACAAAUCAGCUCUAUGACUACGGAUGACAGGUGAUCUAGCAUAGGUGUGACUAAGGUAGUUUCGAGAUGCAUUCGGGCUUGAAUAACUGCGUGCCACUGAACGCUAAUCAGACUCUUUACGGAGACGAGGACUCUGACAGUGACGAUGAUGUGAUUGAUGUGUUGUCAGCAGAUCACUGCACCGGAGAACAUAGUUAUACGAUGCAGAUGCCGUCGAGUAUGGUCCAACAGGUCCGAAAAGCGGCCCAGCGAAAAGCCGUCGAAGAGUGUCCGGACUUGAGCUCGGAGCUACAGUCUGCUUAUCGCCUCGUGCAGCAUUUGACAUCACCGGCCUGUCACAAGUACAGCGCACCAUUCAUAACUGCUUUCGACACAGAGCAAAAGGAAUACAAAAGUUACGAAAAGGUUAUCAAGACCCCAGUGUGGUUUAACAAAGUGACUGAAAAGCUAAAGGGCAACAGCUACAUGAGCAUUACGGAGGUUGUGAGAGAUAUCCGACUCAUAUUGGAGAACUGCUACAGGUUUUUCGGGCCUUCGCAUUCCUUCUCCAAACGGGCUAUGAAGCUCGAAACCGUUCUGGAGCAGAAAUUGGCUCUUCUUCCAAGGGAACUUCGAGAGAAGACCUCUAUCGAAGCCACAACGUUAGAUGGAAUGGAUAGCUUAACUCCAAAAGGUCGGCGCGCACGUCUGCUAAGGCCGUCGACCGAGAUGUCGGCACUCAUGACGAUCGUGAAGAGCGAGAACGCCGCGAGGGCCCGUGAGGAGCGCGUGAAGCAACGGGAGGAACGUCGCUUCGAAAAGGAAGUUGCGCACCAGGUCGCCUCGGAUUGGGACCGGGAUACUUUUCAGGAGGAGCUUCCAAAGAUUGCCUCAUUGUGGGAUUUUCCGCAGGUCUGUCAGUUCCUGGCCCUGGCACAGGAAAUCCUAAACCUUCCAGAAAUGUCCAUGUGUGAGGCUGAGCGCAUGUUUGUCAUGCCUCAGCAGAGCGUGCUCCUUUCGACAGUAAUGACUUGUCUUCUGGUGAGCCCACAUCACCGGUCAAGAGUGUCACAAAAGGGUCCGAUGCCAUACAGAAUAUGGCAGGACAGGCUCAACACUCGACUUGGGCUCUGGUACAAGACCUAUCAUUCCCACCCACAGCAGCCGACAAAGGUGUUGGAUGUUUAUGGUGUGGAACCACAGUUCUUCCAUGUUCUCGGUGAGACCAACCCGCUUGAAGGGAAGGCAUUUCAUGAUCUCGAAGUCGGUCAAAGAGUGUGCCUCGUCAAGGCACUCUGCGAUUACAAACUGCAACAUCACAAGAUGGUCCAAGACCACUUUGCAGAUCAAGAUGCAGAUGGAAUGAGGGAAAGGGAAUUGGGGGAAGACGCAGAGGGAAACAGCUACCUCUACUUCCCAUGCCUGAGCGAAAGGGACGUACGCAUCUACCGCAGAGGAAAAAUUGCCCCCAUCACUUACUGCUUCACGCUUCCGAAGAAGGCACCACCCAAAGCUCCCAAGCAGCCCCCUCCUCUAAAAAAGGGGAAACGCAAAUUACGAGGGAAGUCGGCAGCAGCGGAACCAACGCCGUCAAAAGUGAAAGCGAGGGAAGUGAUGAUCACACCAGCUUCAUCGAAACGACCUUCGCGAUUACGUCAGGUGAUCAAGCCAGUCCAGAGGCACUCCUACGACACGCCUGCCAGCCCACCAGAAGCACGGAGAGAAUCCACUCCCGAACCUGAGCACGUUGAGGAAGAGGACAACAACGAAAAUGCCGCGGAGGAAGAUGUGCAGGAGGAGCCAGCGCCAGAGAACACGUCGACAGAAGUUCCCGAGCCAUCGUUCGAGAUGGUAGUGAACAGCGUGGAACAGCUGCGGGCUCUCAUCGCGUCUCUCGAGAAGAAGGAAGAGGAUGCCGUGGUUGCAACCAGAAGCAGGGGAAAGCAGCAAGAGGAAAAACCGAGCCCUGCAGCACGUCUGCAGGAAAAGCUGGUCGGUCGUCUGCGAGCCCUGCUGUCUGAGCUGGAACCGCAGGAGGCACGUUUUCAGCAGACGGAGGCCACUGUGCGCCUCAAGUUGUACAAAGAAUGGCACGCGUUUGCCAAUAGGACAGAGGACCAAGAAGGCUCCCAGCAUGAGGAUGCCUGGAAUGCGUGGACGGUGCACUACAAAGACGAGGACAACGGUGUCUCCGAGGACAGCGACGAAGACAGCAUGGCUGAAGACGGGUACAAGGAGGAGGCCCCGAUCAGCGAAUCCGCAGCGGAUACACCGGAACCGGUUGAGCUGGACGAGAACAGCACGGUCCGUGUUCUUCGCAAGCGAAAGAUCAUCGUACCCAACGGACUUCUCGAAGCGACCGGCACGGGCGACCACCGGAACUUGGAAGUCGGUGACUUUAAAGAUGAAGAUGAAGAGGAAGAAGAAGAACAACAACACCCAAUGGCUCCUAUUAAGACUUACUCCGGUCGUACUCCUUGUUACCAGCCAAGAGAAGCCGCUGUGAAGCCAAAGGAAUCCGAGCCAGAGACCUGUGCCCCACCUGCCCUGCCUGCUAAUACGGCAGUACAAGAGGUAAAGGUGAUCGCCCAGAGCGAGCCAGAACCUGUAUUGCAGCAGGAGGCCGAAGUGCAGCUGUCGGAAAACUCUCAAACUGAGAUCACGAUGCAGGAAGCGACGAGCUGUGAGCCAAUAGAAGCUACCGUGCAGGAAGGAGGCGCUCCGACCGACACAGCCUUGAUGCCCCAGGCAGAAAAAAAGACUUAUUCGCGCCAACGUUCCAUGAAGAUAAACGCUCUGCUGCGAGCUAGAGCCAUUUCCACCGUGGCAAAAAAUCAAGUGAUUAAAGUGAACAGUACGUCACCGGCGAACGCCGUCCAGCGCGUGGUCAGGCACGUCUCCGGCGGACCGAAGCAGACGAUCGCUCGGCUGGUCAGCUCGUCGAACGUCACCCAGGUGAAGAAACCUGACCAGGGAAAGGUGCUGCACGGUGCAAGCAGAAACGUGCACGCAGCUCCUUUGCAGAACAACAGCACCAAAAUAAAGCUGGUGCCCACGAUGGACGCCAAGGGCGAAAACGUGUUCCUCCGCGUUGAAUACUCCAAGGCCACGACGACCCACCAGACUCCUAGAAUAGCGGCUGUAAGGCCAGUGCCACCUGAAGAGCCACCCAAGAAGUUCUGCGGAACGACUCCUCUGAAAUAUGGCAUUUCAAGUAGAGCCAUGGCUUCCACAGCUGCGGAGUCCUACCUCAUGAAGCGGAAGCAGGAGAACGAGUGCCCCAAGCCCGCAAUUUUAAAGUCGAGGUGCAAUCCGCAACAGAACGCGGGGCGGACCUUCCAUCUGCCGUGGUUCAAGAAGAACGGGAUUGCGGUGACGACGGCGGUUCGUGAGGUGCAGAAGUGCCACGAUAAGGGGCAGAAGAAGUUUUUCAGGUCAAAGAAUGUGGGCAUUACGUUCAGCCAAGCUUCUCCGUGCAACCCUGCGCCGCAGAAGCUGACGCACGUUGUAAUACAGCGCAGGAAUGCGGGGCAGGGCCCUCACACUCAACCGCAGGACCACGUGUCUCAGUGUAGCGUUACAGAUUACAAGAGUACGGCAGAACCCGACGGUAACGUGCAGCAUGUCGUAGCCCAGCCGGUUCUGUCGGAGCAGUUGCAAGAUUCCGCGUUGCAGGAUAGCGCGGACGAUGCAGCAACUGGGCAGGAAAGCACGGUGCAGAGUUUGUUCGAACAGAACGCAGUGGCGCAGCAAGACAUGCUGGAUCAUAACGUUACGGUGCAGCAAAGCAUAAUCGACCAAAACCUUCUGGCGCAGCAGUGUGCCAUAGACCAGGACACGUCCCUUCAGCAGAGUGUUGGAGAAAACUCGAUUUUUCAGCAGGGUCUACCUCAACAAGUCGGGCCUCUUCCGCAGCAGGUGUUGUGCAGUCAGUCGGACGCAUUUUUGAACCAGAAUGCAGUGAUGCCUUUGCAGGACUACAGUUUGAGCGGACUCAGCGACAACGUCAUCAUUUCGCAAAACAACGGGUCGCAAGUCAUGUACAUCCUUCCAGAAGCUCAGACCAACAGCAUGCUCAUCAACAGCAUGGCUUCCGUGCAGCCGCGGCAGACGCUGCUGCAUCAACAACAACCUACCAUAGUCGAUCCGUCGACCUUCCUCAACAUCCCGCAACCGACGGAAACGCCAAUGACGAUAUCACAGCCGAGUCCGAUAGAGCAGGUGCACCAAAUGCCGCAGGUAGACAUGAACUCGUACGCGAUGCAGUCUCCUCCAAUCGCAGCAAAAGAGCAUAUCCUGCAGCAAGCAUUGGAGUCCUGCCUCAUCGGCACGGGUCCCGAAAUGGGACAGGAUGCCGCGAUGAACGUCCUACAGCAGGUGCCUGAACCUGUACCACAGCAGCAGCAGGCUCCAGUGUUCCUCCUAACAAACGAUGGACGCCUUAUUCAGAUCGUACACAGCAGCUGAUACUGUAAUGCCCCAGUGUGGCCAGGUUGGACUUUUUAUUAAGCUAAAGCGAGACACUUGGGUAUAACCUUGUGCACGGCAGCGUUACGAGGAACACAAUGGAUUUUUGUAAUGAAUUUUUUUUUUCUAGUGAGCUCUCUGGACUGUAGAACUCGAGCAAAGUGUGCAUAUUUCCUGUGUCAUGCAGCACUUUGUGCGAAGAACAAAUUAUUUUUUUCUGCUGUUUACCUUGUACAAUAACCUUUUGCUCUCCAGGCCUGGUAAAGUCGGAGAGUGGUAUAUUUGCUAGGACGCGCCGUACAUCUGUGUACAUAAAACAACACUGUUUUUUCUGGGCUGUACAUGACACAUAGAUAGAACAAAGGAGGCACUCACCGCAUUUGUAACACGAGAUGCCCUUGGAUUUGCAAAAUAAAGAGUGAGAAAGAAAAGGAAGGCACCAGAUUCUCCAGUAAAAUGCA
This is a messenger RNA of Ornithodoros turicata, 5526 nucleotides long. RefSeq lists its product as uncharacterized. The record is from RefSeq and is a predicted model, not a curated record. Gene Ontology annotation, molecular function: protein binding. The coding region runs from base 686 to 5065 and encodes 1459 amino acids. The transcript has 13 exons. Lineage: Eukaryota; Metazoa; Arthropoda; Arachnida; Ixodida; Argasidae.